Selaginella moellendorffii is the source of this 1899-nucleotide messenger RNA. Its product is annotated as IQ domain-containing protein IQM1-like. The transcript has 10 exons. Gene Ontology annotation, molecular function: protein binding. The coding region runs from base 335 to 1666 and encodes 443 amino acids. The record is from RefSeq and is a predicted model, not a curated record. Lineage: Eukaryota; Viridiplantae; Streptophyta; Lycopodiopsida; Selaginellales; Selaginellaceae.
GGUUUUAGGGCAUGCUGGUCCGUGGUACGGUCAAUGUACGCAUGUAGCUAUGGUGAUUGGCGACCAGGUUUUGUUUUUCAUAGCUGGGAGCUUCCUUUCUUCCCUCGUGCUGGAAAAAGAAUCCGUGUGCUGCCUUGACUCGCCUGCCCGGCUUUGAUCGCCAGCGCCAUUUUAAUCCUCGCGAUAGCUCUUUCCAGGUCAAGGAUUUCCCCAGUGGAAGGAAGGGACUGGACGACCGCGGCGGCGACGAGGAUCUGGGCGCUGAGCCGUGAUCUUGGCGAUUUUUGUGUGGCGGCAUUGGCGAUUGUGGGCGGGAUUUCUCGAAAUAUCGGGCAUGGAGAAGAAUCUGUCCGUCGAUGUCAAGACCGCGAGGCGCUUCUUCUGGGAUUUGAGCGGAUCGCCAUACUCCGUCCGGAACUAUGAUCGAUCAGCGCUUAGUCCUCAAGACGAUGCUGCGAUCACGAUGCAGAAGACGUAUCGCGGCUAUCGGCGGAGGCGGCAGCUCGCGGAUUGCGCAGUGAUUGCCAGAGACUAUGGAUGGUGGAACGUCCUAGAAGGAGUUAUCCUGAGACAGAACAUCGAGUUCGACCAGGAGCGCGAAGAAAAUGUGUCCCACAAAUGGAUUCGUGCUAAGAAACUAGCGGCCAAGCUCGGAAAGGGCCUGUCCAAGGACGAAAACGCAAGAAAACUUGCAUUCGAACACUGGCUGGAAGCUGUACGCUUGUCGUUUAUUUUGUUUGUUCUAUUUUAUGACCCGCAUUCAUUGCAGAUUGAUGCCAGACAUCGCUAUGGACACAACUUGCAUAAGUUUUAUAAGAUCUGGUUCUCGAGUGGGACAACCGAGCCUUUCUUUUACUGGCUGGAUGUGGGAGAGGGCAGGCAAGUCGAGCACGAAGAUUGUUCUCGAGCGAAGCUUUUCAAGGACCAGAUAGAUUAUCUUGGCCCUCGGCAAAGGAAAGAGUAUGAAGUGUCGAUACAAAACGGGGUGUGGAGAUACUUAGACGGGAAGAUCAUUGACACCGGCGUGGUGGACGAUGACGACAAGUGGAUAUUUGUGAUGAGCACGACUGGAAGGAUAUACGUAGGCCAGAAAAAGAAGGGGAAAUUUCAGCACUCGAGCUUUCUAGCAGGAGGAGCUGCCACAGCGGCUGGCCGACUGGUUCUAAUGAACGGCAUUUUGGAGUUGCUUGAAGCUCACAGCGGCCACUACCGGCCGACCGAGGAGGAUUUCAGAUACUUCCUCAACACUCUCAAGGAUAAAGGCGUGGACAUGUCCAGAGUGAAGGUGGAGUACUCUUCCCGCGAGAUGAAAUCUCACAAGCAAAAGUCAAAGAAGAAGUUCCUCAAGGCCAACAAGGAUUCCGUGAGCGAUGAAGCAGCGAGCCUCGCAACGACUUUUGUGGAGGCAUUGAGCCAGGAAGCAUCAAAGCCGGAGGAGACCCCUUCCCUCACUCAUGUAGACGUCAACGGCAACGAGUGUAAUGGAAAUGGAGAUCUGCACAAGCACAUGAAGCAUCGCCCUCCAAUGCUCGAGAUCAAGCGAAAUGGCUGGUGCUCCGAGGGUGGAGCACGGAUCACAAGCCUCUCCGUCAUUCCACCUGAUCGUCGAACGAGAGCUCUCGACGCCGUUUCAACCCCGCGGGUCCUGGCCACUGUUCGCUGGUAAUAACUGAUUGCUACAAGAUGUUUUGGCAGCUUGUGAAGGUGUACAUACAUUGUCGUCUCUUUCAGGAUUUUUCAAAUCAAACUUUUCUUCGAACACAUCGUUAGCUCUCUAUAGGUGUUGAGAAUUUUCAAUCAAACUCAUCCUUUGAAAGAUAAGAGUACUUGCGUCAAAAGGUUCGAUUCCAGGGAAGAUAUACUAUACUUAAGUGAAGGAAAGCCACUUCGUUUUCUUGA